Salvia miltiorrhiza (redroot sage) is the source of this 489-nucleotide messenger RNA. RefSeq lists its product as uncharacterized. The record is from RefSeq and is a predicted model, not a curated record. The transcript is spliced from 2 exons. The coding region runs from base 1 to 489 and encodes 162 amino acids. Lineage: Eukaryota; Viridiplantae; Streptophyta; Magnoliopsida; Lamiales; Lamiaceae.
AUGAGGGUGUUGGCAUAUGGCACCUCAGCCGAUUUGCAUGACGAAUACUUACGAAUGAGUGCCCAAGUCAUUCGUAAAUCAGUCAUCAAAUUUGUUGAAGGUGUCAUUUCUAAUUUCGGAGCUGAGUACCUCAGAAAGCCAACUGAAGAAGAUAUGGCAGCUCUUCUUCAUAUCGGAGAACGGCGAGGGUUCCCAGGCAUGAUGGGCAGUAUUGACUGUAUGCAUUGGGAAUGGAAAAAUUGCCCUACUGCAUGGGCAGGGCAAUAUGCAGGACGAAGCGGUACGCCAACAAUUAUUCUGGAAGCAGUUGCAUCACAAGACCUAUGGAUCUGGCAUGCAUUUUUUGGAACCCCAGGUUCAAGAAAUGAUAUCAAUUUUUGGCUAUGCGAUUUGAUAGAGGGGCGAAGGGUGACGGUCGGCGUCGGCGUCGACGUCGCCGGCGUCGGCGUCGACGUCGUCGUGGGCCAGAAAAUGGUUCAAACACAGUGA